Molecule: messenger RNA, 6551 nt
Organism: Syngnathoides biaculeatus (alligator pipefish)
Lineage: Eukaryota; Metazoa; Chordata; Actinopteri; Syngnathiformes; Syngnathidae
Product: zinc fingers and homeoboxes protein 1-like
Exons: 8
Coding region: 618-3332 (904 amino acids)
Biological process (GO): regulation of transcription by RNA polymerase II
Cellular component (GO): nucleus
Molecular function (GO): DNA-binding transcription factor activity, RNA polymerase II-specific; DNA binding
Source: RefSeq, a predicted model, not a curated record
ACAGGACUUGUGUUUUUAUAUUUUUUUAACGCACUGAAAGUCGCAGAGGAAUGACGUCAUGUGGUAUCAGAAUAAUGACGCUGAUCAUUGUUAUAAAAAAAAAAAACAGCCGUCAAAAUUGAGAAUUAGGUCAGCGAACUAAAGAAGCACCAGUGAAGCUCUAUGGUUGUAAGCGUUGUGGUUUUAUUAAUGAAGCCUUGUACGACACUUGCUGGGACACACAAUAACCUGUUCGGGAGAGGGUGAGAGAUGUCCGGUGUGCCCAGCAUCUGCGGACGGGAUUCGUAGCCGCUCUACCGGUCCGUUUGUGCGGGUACCUCCCGCUGUCGGCUUCGGGAAACCGACAGACGAGUCCAGUGAACGGCUGCUCCAUGGUGCGUCCCGGCUUUGCUUGAAUGCUUAGCAAGACGACACAGGCAGACAGACGCCGAGACCUUCUCUGGGGACACCAAAGAAAUCGGUCCUCGCCUCGCCUCGACAACCUGGCAGCAACACGGCACUCGCACACGCUUGUGCAGUUGCAAAAUUGAAGGAGUCUUGCUAUGUGAACUCAGCUGCUUAAGACAUGUGAGCCUUGACUCUUCCUUACCCUGAGUAGAAGGUUGCACAGUUUGACAAUGUCGAGCCGGAGAAAGUCGACCACGCCUUGCAUGGUGCCACCCUUUGGCGAGUUGGAAGAGACAACUGAUAGGGCAAUGGAAGUCGAGACCGAGGCGGUGGAGGGGACGGUAAAUGAGAUUCAUACAGGGGUGGAGCUGGAUCAAACUGUAGUGGUUGUCCCCACACCACCAGAUACUGCUGAGUCCAACAGCUUAGAGGACAAAGCUGUCCUCAGUCCAUCAGUAAAGUGUAGCACUACAAACCCCCCUGAGAGUCAGAGCAGUGACCACCUGAACAAGGAUCAGCAGUGUGACACGCUCGAGGAAGGAGGAGCAGAUGGCACAAGUGUUGGCGCCAUCUCACUUAGCAAGACCCCCAUCAUGAGGAUGAAGACCAAAUCUGAACCGAAGAGGAUCGCUGUAGCCCUUAAAGCUUCAGACGAAGCUGUUGAGUAUUUUGAAGGCAGCGGAGAGGCCGUGGUGGAAGGAGAGCAGGAGCCAAUCGAAGCGCCUCUAGGACCACUGACAUCUGUGGAGAUGCUGUUGCAUGACUCCAUGAAGCUUGGAGCAGGCAACCUACUGGUCAGCCAAGCCUUAGAACAUCCAAGGAAAUCAUCGGUUUUAAAUCCCACCAUUAUUCCUCCUGGCCUGGCACAGGUCCUUUCUGCUUUCCAGCCCCACAAGAACACAUCAGCUCAACACCAAUUGCUGAUUCCUCUCAGCAGCAUUCCCUCUUAUAGUGCAGCUAUGGACAUCAACCCUCUUCUGGGUAGCACUUACAAAAAGUUUCCCUAUCCUUCUAUGGCUGAGAUCAGCAGUUUGGCAGGGCAGACUCAGUUCACAGAAGAGCAGAUUAAGGUGUGGUUCUCAGCCCAGCGGCUGAAGCAUGGCGUCAGCUGGACCCCAGAGGAAGUAGAAGAAGCCAGGAGGAAACAGUUCAACGGCACUGUGCACACAGUGCCUCAAACCAUCACUGUCAUACCGGCUCACCAGCUCUCUGCCACCAAUGGCCUGCAGUCCAUUCUUCAGACGUGCCAGAUAGUGGGCCAGCCUGGCUUGGUCUUCACACAGGUUUCUCCAGGAGCGAAUCUUCCAGUGACUAAUCCCAUCACCCUGACAGUGGCAGGACUGCCUAGCCAGUCCCAGAGCUCCAGCAGAGUUUCCUGCCAGCCAACUCCAACGAAUAGUGAGCUUAAACGGGCUACCACUAUACAGCCCCCCUCUCUUUCCCCACAGGAGAACUCGGCCCUGAGUGCUGACACAUUCAGUAUGCGGCCCAAAAAGUCCAAAGAGCAGUUGGCUGAGCUGAAAGCCAGCUACCUCAAAAACCACUUUGUCAGUGAUGCAGAAAUCGCCCGCUUGAUGAAGAUCACAAAUCUAACCAAGGGAGAGAUUAAAAAAUGGUUCAGUGACACAAGGUACAACCAGCGGAAUUCCAAGAACAACAAUGUCAUUGUUUUUCACGACGGAGGCACCAGAGGAGGUGGCGCAUGUAAUAGCGGCACUACCACCACCAUUGUCAUUGACUCAAGCGAUGAAACCCCGGCAUCUCCUCAUCCACCAUGCACGCCUCCUGUGAAGGAGAAGGAGACACGGCCCAAGACGUGGAAUCCGUUCCCAGACUUCACGCUGCAGAAGUUUAAAGAGAAGACGCCAGAACAGUUGAUAGUGCUGGAGGAGAGCUUUGAGAAGAGCAGCACGCCGUCUGAUGAAGAGCUGAGCCGGCUCAGAACAGAGACUAAACUGACGCGCAGGGAGAUUGAUGCCUGGUUCACAGAGAGACGGAAAAUGCCAACAAUCAGCACUCCCUCCCCAGAGUCUUCUGAGACAGGGCAGAUGGAUACUAGUGGAGGGAAAGGUGGUGAAGUUGCUUCUGCUUCUCGCUCAGCUUCCUCCUCUCGUAAAGUUAGUCAAACUCCACCCGGAGGCCGCAGUAAGCAGAUGGCAGGCAGCAGCAGCAAUAGCACCAGCAGCAGAGACAUCAAAGAUAAGACUAAAAAGACUCCAGAGCAGCUCCACAUUUUGAAAAGUGCCUUUGUGCGGACUCAGUGGCCCACAACAGAAGAGUAUGACAAACUGGUCGAGGAGAGCGGUCUCCCCCGACCAUACAUUGUUAGCUGGUUCGGGGAUUCUCGGUACUCCUGGAAGAACGGCAACCUUAAAUGGUUUUUUCAGUAUCAAAGUGGUAAUGUAGAGGGCCCGAAUGGUGGUGGAAAUAACAAAACGGGAGGUGGUGGCAGUCGAAAAAGGCGUGUCCGAAAUCGUGGAUGGGGAAGAUCCCGAACUCGCAAGCAGCCAAGGCGGACAGCAUCCUUUGGUUCAGACUCGGACAGAUGUCCCCCGCCAAAGAAAUUCAAGAGUGGGAGGGACGUCUUAAAGGAUUAUUACCUCAAGCACCGCUUCCUCAACGAGCAGGACCUGGAUGAGCUUGUCAACAAGACCAACAUGAGCUAUGAACGGGUCCGAGAGUGGUUUGCUGAGGUCCAGAGACGCCUGGACAUGGGCGCAGACCCCUUCCAGGAGCCAGCUUUGGGCAGGGCGGGGGGAGGUGAGGGGGCUGAUGAGAUAAGUGGGCAGACGUCACAUGCCAACACGGUACCAAGAGGUGACGGAAUGGGAGAUGAAGAGGAGGAUGAAGAUAAUGAAGAGCAUGAUGAGGAAGAUACAGAUGAGAGUGAGGUUUGGGAGCCGUCACGCAGUGUGAGGAAAUCCUUAUCUGUAUCCGAAGACUAAAUUCGUGCACAAUCUCAAUUGAAGCAUCAAAUAUGCUCCAAGUAUUUGCUAAUGGUGUCGACAUGAAACUAACACAAAUAUUUGCAACUGUAUCUUCCUGUCUCAGCCCUCACCUGACUGAUAUUUCUGAAAUAGUGGGAAGAGCAUUUUUGUUACACCAAAAAUCAUGAAAAGUAGAUAAUCAUUAAAAAAAAUCAUCCAAUGGAAUUGAUGAUUAAAAACCGAGAUCGACAUAUGCCAUAUAUGAAAUGUGGCUGUCAUCAAAGGGUAACCUAGCGAGGAAUUCAUAUUUAAAGUCCUUUUCCAAAUGCAUUUCUGCAUUUCCCCUACACAAGCCGAAUUCAGAAUUUCCAGCAAAUGAUCACCCCUCGUCCCUUCAAAAAAACAAAAAAAAGUGGGACUUCCUAAUGUGUUUACAAGGUGCCACCUUGAGCGCACAUGGUGGAACUAGUCUAUAAUGCUGUUUUAUGUAUUAACUGCUUUCAAAGCGCUCGUCACCUAAAUGAGAAUGAAUGAGUUUACGCUGAUCAUGAAAAUCCAUGACGGAUAAAGGCCGAAUGCAAUAUGAGCCAAAGUACAUGAACAGUGAGUGAAUGCCAAUGUAUUUGUUGAAGGAUGUCGAUUCAAUUCUACCCUUGAUGGUUGUUACUAGUCCCUUUUAACGGGGAAUAUAUCUAAUGGGGUCUUGGGGGGUGUACAAUUCAUAUGCACUGCUAUUGUUUGUUUUUUUUUUGUUUUUUUUUUGCACCUUUUGAUACAGCAAACGCUGUGCUGUUGUUAAUAUAUAUAUAGGUUCUGAAACUUUGCCAAAUUGGAGUGUGUUGUUGUUUCUCAACCUCCAAAAACAAACAAAUAACCAACCAACCAACCAACCAAACAAACACUGUUUAGCCACAGCUUAUGGUGUCAAUGAAAUGCACUUGCUGUGCCUCAAUCAUAAUAUAAAACAAAUCCACGUAAGCAACAAUCAUGACUUAAACCUAACUACUGCUCUGACGUAUUGUCCUCAAAACAGUAUUUCAGACAUUUGAAAUCAUGAAGCACCUGAACGAAACUUGUUUCAAUGCACUUUGUCUGCCACAUAGUGGAUGAAAUUACAAUUUGGCACCUUAUUAUAUCAUGCAAUGGCUCUGAGAGCCCAUAUUUGUUAUCUGACUCAACCAGUAUUUUGUGUGUGUGUGUGUGUGUGUUUUUUUUAACGAAUCAUUGUUCGUUUUCCCUGAGGAGGAAUCUUACAAGUUGAUCCACUUUUGUAAUAAUAUGUAAAUGCUGUCAGAUGUUUAUAUGGCUCCGUAGAAUCAGCUGCCACUUACUUUCAUUUUAUUGCACACUUUGAGCCACAUUUUAAAUACUUUUGGGAUGGGGUGGGGGUGGGGGAGAAUGUUUGGAUAAUGUUUUGUAUUGUUUCAAAUCAUGUGUCCACUUAACUUUUUGACGGACUUGGGAGGACAUAUUAGUAGUGGCCUUGCGGUUGUCUUCUCACAGCAAACCAACCAGAUGACACUCUUAAGGACAUGUUCAGUAGCCGCAUGAUGUGUUAACGUCCCCUUAUCACAGAAAGAACUGUCGUAAGGAAUGACUACCAGCUGCCGUUUAACCAGCCACGGCAAGGACAAUCCCCCCCCCCCACACACACACAAAACGCCACCAUGUUGACUGUUAACUUAUACAGACAAACUGUACCUACAUGUGCCUCCUUGGCUUGUGAACUCAUUGCAAGAGGAUCUCCCCGUAUUGUCACAAAGCACUUAUGGUAGCUUAUCUUAAAGAAAUGGGGAUGCAUGGGCAAGAUGUGCUUUCUGCCAACACUACAAAUGCCUGUUUGAAGUUAAACAUUGCAAACUUCUGUCCGUAACCUUGGUUAAACCUUGACUUUCUUGUACUUGUCAUUCAUGCUCCAUGCUAUCACCUUUUAGACAUCUCAAAAGCAUUUUCAGCCUGCUUGGUCCAAUGUCGCCAAGCUAGCUCGCUGAUUGCAACCGAAUGAGCGGAAAUCUUUGACACAUUAUUUGUUGUAAUGUGAAUAGUAAGUGCCUGGGCAUGAAAAAGAACAAGAUGUACCUUAUAUACAGUUCAUCUAUACCAAGCGUUUAUACCUUUGUCUUUUACUGCAUGCAAUAAGUAUCUUGAACAACUGCUCAUUUUGUACAUAUACACUAUGUGUCUGUCUGUCUGUCUGUUUGGUUGGGUUGGUAUUGUGGGCACGGUGGUUUGCUAAUCUAAAGAUAAACUAGUAGUAUGAUUUCAAAGUCUGUUAUCAUGGAUUAUAAAAUUGUCUUUCCCAAAUCAUUAACAGUGUAAGCAGUCCUGUCAGUUAACUAAGAACGCUUUCAUUAGUGAGCCCGAGUCCUUUUAAUACUUAGACAUUGCAAGCAUUUAAUUUUUGUGUUCUUUCUGCUGCACAUUCUGCUGCUUAUUUUAGUACACAGAUGAGGUAAAAGCCUACCCCAAAGUAUUUUACUAUUGUGUUUGUAAAGCUUUUCUAUGUUUUUAUCAACGACAAGUGUCUUUACAACCAAAUAGUUUGUUUACUGCACACACUCAACUGUGUUCGAAAGUGAAAAUGAAAUUGAAUUCUUUUGAGCUCCAGAUGAUUUUGCUCGAGUUUCUUUUUGGUACUUUGGUUGCAAGCAAUAUAAAAUCACAACUCACUUGACAGAUGAGCACUUUAUUGAAGGAUAUCAACUCAAUCUCCGCUAGGAGAAGCAUGAUGUAAUUUAAAAAUGUUACUGUUACAAUAAGGCGCUCUAGUAAAUUAUCUGACCAAAUAACAGUGUUUCCGAGAUGGGUCUCUUCUUUGAUUUGCUCCUUGGGUAUAAUGAUAAAGUGCUGUGUCUUCUUUGUGGGUUUUGAUUUUAUAUCAUAUCGUGUAUCAUAUAGCCUACCAUAUAUCCUACUUGCAGUAGCGCUUGUAUCGUGAGUAGUUAAGCUGCUGUAAUAUUAUAUGCAUACCUUCUUGUCAUCUAAAUCCUUCACUGCGCUCUGUCAUCCUGUUUGUUUCAACCUGUGCUCUUUGAAUGUUUUGCAAAUGUUUUCACCACAGCUUUUUCAACGAAAUACACUUUGUCACAAUAAUACUCAUUUUCUAUUGGAAGAUCAUUUUGUAUAAAUGGUACACUUUUCUGUUUCGGUUCGGUCUCAGAAGCUAAUGCUUCUGUCUCCAGUGGUGGCUCAACCCCCAUAAUAGAUGCAGAUGUUCCAUUAAAAUGCAUAACUGGA